This is a messenger RNA of Lingula anatina, 6415 nucleotides long. RefSeq lists its product as uncharacterized. Gene Ontology annotation, molecular function: phosphatase binding. The record is from RefSeq and is a predicted model, not a curated record. Lineage: Eukaryota; Metazoa; Brachiopoda; Lingulata; Lingulida; Lingulidae.
UCACAGUUACAUUACAGCAACAAUUACGCUAAAAUCACAAUUGACCAUUUCAGCAGCAGCACUUGUAUGCCAAGAUCUACGACAGAGGAGAGCACGAAUGGUACGUCAUCGUCACAGUGGGCCAUACGACUGAUUGAGGCUCUUCACAACACAGACCCUGUAACCAGACAGUGCUUAGUUUUGAAGGCACGGUGCUUUAGAAGAUGGCAGAGCUUGGUCAGAGAAACAAGACGACAGAAAACUGAUGACAACCAUGCUAUAUGUUAUUAUCAUCGAAAACUGCUCGCAAGGUGCUUCAAACAUUGGCGAGAGGAGGUAGAAAAUGGACGACAGUUGCAUGCCGCCAUUGCCCUCUACAGGAAACAUGCUCUGCGCAAAGGAAUUCAGGGACUAAGGUUUGCUGUGCAACAAUCCCGCCACCUGGAGGAUGUUUUAGAGACUAAAAUGAAGCAGCACUUACUGUCCAAGUAUUUCCAUGAGUGGCAGGAGAGAGCCAGUGACAGCAGGGAAAAUACUAUCCGCGAUGCCUUCAAUCGCUGGCGGCAGUUUAAGCUGCAGUCAGAGCGUAUGAAGCUACUGGAGAACAUGGCGGAAAGGCGUCUCCUGUCCAAGGCGUACAGCGUGUGGAAGGGUCACUUCAAGGAUCAGCAACAGGAGGGCGUGGCUGCUCUGCACUACAAGGUCACAGUGCUGGGGAAGGGCUGGAAGGCCUGGAAACAGUUCACCACCAUCAGUCUAGUCAGGAGUAGGAGGAAAGAAGUCGCCAAGAUCCAUUAUGAGGAGCGCCUCCUUCACAGGACGUUCCACCACAUGAAAGAGACAGCACAGAAAUCUCAGAUGGCAGAAAUCUUCUACCGUCGUCGCCUUCUGGCCAGGAUGUUCCGACAGUUCCAUGAGGCAUCCCAGCUCAGCAAGGCUCAUCGACUCAGAGUAAUGGCGGAAACAAAGGAGUACAGACGCCUGGUGCUACUCAAGUCUUUCUUUGCUCGCUGGAGAGAAGAGCUGCGGGAACAGAGGGCAAAUAAUGUUGCCAGGAAGAGACUGGAGAGCCGUGCCUUUGAAAUCUGGAGACUCCGGUGGCGGCGCAACCUGCUCCAUCGGCAAGUUAAAGAAACCAGAGCCAAUGAGGAGCUAAAACACAUGGUGCUACAAGGCUGGCUGGAGGCAGCACGGCAGCAGCGGCGGGACAGGGAGGCAGCAGUGGAACUGCUGGAGAAAGUUCUCUGUAGUCACUGGCUGAGAGAGUGGCAUGACUACACGCAGAGAAUGGUGGAAAUGAGAGCCAGUUAUGCAGAAUUUGUCCAAAAGAGGGCACUGCAGACAAAACGUCGCUACAUGAAGACGUGGCAGGCCCAGCUCCACACUAAACUCACACAGCAGAAAGCUAAAGAGUUGUGGACGUUGAAAUGUGUGCGACGCGCUGUGUACAAGUGGCACUCACUGGUAUAUAGGAGAAGACUGGAGAUCAUGUUACAGCAGUCCCAGCCACUUAGGGAUAGGGCCUUGGUGAAGGCUUAUCUGAAGAGGUGGAUUCAUGCCAAGCAGCAGCUAGACUGUGAGAAGGACCGUGCAGACAUAGCAUAUAGCGCCAUGCAGAAGAAGGGGCUGCAGCGGAUGUUUGUCCGGUGGAGAAUUCUUACGCAGCAGGAGCUGACCAUAGCACCUCUCAAGUCUAAGAAGAGAAGGAAAGAGAUAGCUAGGGUAUUUGACAGCUGGAGGGCCAGGGUGCUUACCAAGAGGAAAGGAUUAGAACUGAAGGCCAGCUUCCACCAUCUGCAAAUGCAGAAGAUCUUCACAAAGUGGAGGUUAAAGACCCAAAGUAUUGUUCUCCAACAAAAGGUGGCGCUAUCGUCCCACCUCCAUCUGCUCCGCCAGUGCUUCAGUGGCUGGUGUGAGUUGGUAGAGCGUAGGAAGAACUACGAGAAUUUCACCAAGUGUUGCUCCCAGCAACAUCUCAGACGGGCAUUCCAGACGUGGAGGUGUAACUUAGGAGAGGUGCGAGCUGAACGAGAAGAAGAGGAAGCUGAGCAGGCAAGAGUGAAGACCCUACUGGCUUCCUGUCUGCGUACAUGGCGUGCUAAGCUAUCCCAGCAGCGUUGGUUAGAGGACACGUUGCUGAAGAGAAUGGCAGAGCAGCACUGCGCCAGACUGGUCCGCGGGUGCUUCAUCCAGUGGAAAUUGCAGUACCAGGGGGCCGCCAAAGCCAGGUACCUGGAGGAAGAAUUAGGUCAGCGUCGCCUGCAGCGCAUCUUCAAGGUAUGGCAAGACCAGACCAGCCAGUCUUUCCACGACUCCAUAGCGCAGUUCCAUGCCAAUAUGGCAGCCAUUACCCCGCGGGACAGUAUGGAGAGGAACGAUUCAGUCCUGUCUGGGUUGUCGCAGACAUCAUCUGUCAGCAGCAGUGGCUUCCAGAGCAUUCCAUGGCAGCAACACAGUGGCAUGGCCUACCCCUUGAACGGUCAACUGGACAGUUCAAUGUCCACCUCCCCAACUCUAGAUGGCCAGCACUUUGGCCAGCUACUAAUACAGGAUCUUAUCCACGUUGGUAAAGAUGAGGAGAAAGAUGAUGUAUUCUCGUACCAUGAGGUCCUGAGCCAGUCAGAUAUAGGGUCAGCUGUUAGCACACCACGCUUUAAACUUCUGGACAGUCCUAGGAAAAGGGAGUUGAGUGAGGAGAAGCAGAAGAGUUUGGAUCGACGCAUUAGCUAUGAGAAAGCCUUGAACAUUGAGAGAGCCAACUAUGAACAAGAAAAGAGCAGUUUGCUGAGAGCAGGAAGUCUGUUGGAGCCUCUGAACAUUGACAUAGAUUGGUCUGCUACAUCUGAUAUACAGGAACUUCUUGUGUGGGUGGUCAAAAGAUGGCAGCACUGGCCAGUGAGUGCUGCAUUUGAGCAGUGGAAGGAGUACGUGGCUCAGAGACGCGUCAUCAAGUACCUCCAGACUGAGGCUAGCGCUAGGUGUGAGAACCUCAAGCUGCACUGGGCCUUUGACCAGUGGAAACAUGGGGUCAUUGCCAUGGCAACAGCCCGGAAGUAUCAUGAGUCCUGUCUACUGAGAAGGUGUUUUACUGCCCUGAAAGAGUACACAGUGUCCAGGAAGAUGAAGCAGGAACAGAAGAGACGAGCUGAUGACUUCAGGGAGGCCAUGUUGCUACAGAAAGUGCUGGAAACGUGGACUCAGAAGCAUCAAGACAAACAGCAGUGUGAGGUGUCUCUGACAGCAGAAAGCCCGCGACUGAGUGGCCUUGGAAACUACGUGCAGCGUAAGAUUCAAACAAAGAGUCUGCGUUACUGCAUGCAUGUGUGGGUGAUGAGGUACACGCAGCUACAGGAAGUGAAGCGCUAUCACAGCUGCUCCCUGGUGAAAAGAUGUUUCCGAGGCUGGCUCACUUGGACAAGAGAAAGAUCAGACUUGAGAGCCAAGAGUGAAGAGUUCUGUCAAAAGAGACUGAAGAGGGCAGCACUGAGAGGUUGGCAGAGGCGAUAUCGCAACACGUACCUGGCAGAGCAGAGAUAUGUGCUGGUGUGGAAGGAGUUCCUGGCAGAUAUACUGGAAAGGUGGCACUUCUGGGCAGCAGAGCGUCACUUGCAGUCAGCGGUUGGUGAACAACUGGAAGCCAGACUGAGGCUGCGCGCUGUGGCGAAGACUUUCAGGACCUGGAAGGCGGAGACUCACAAGUGCCAACAGAUGCAGAAGAUUUACCACGCUUCAUUACUGUCGCGUAGUUUUCAUGCAUGGCAGAAGCUGGCGCAACGAAAGAAGGAGCUUGCUGAAAGGUUGUCUAACUUUGUUGUGAGGCAACAGGAAAACAAGCUAAGACGUGUAUUCCUGGCCUGGAAGUCAGACUGGCUGCGUAGUAAGGCAGAAAGUGAGUUACACCAGCUCAGAGUUCAUCACAAUGUGGUCAAGAUGGCCAAGAAGUGGAAGCAGAGGACACAGCAGUCUAGAGGGGAGAGACAGAGGAGAAAAGUUCUCCUGGCUAUGGCGUUCAAGUGUUGGAGGGGCCGGCUCCAGAACAAGCUGUCUCUUAAGGGCAAGGUGUACAUCCUGGGCCGUCUUUGGCGCUGGAAAGCACAAAGGAACCUGACACAGGAAAAUAUGGCGUUGCAGCUGCAGGACAAGUUCCGUAGACGUCAGUUGAGCCGAGUGUUUACUCACUGGAAGGAGACAUAUUGGAAGCUGCACUGUGCUGAACAACACUAUAUAGACAGCUUGGUAGCAAGUGCUUUCCAAGGCUGGUUGGAGUUUACAGAAAAGAAGAAAGAUCUUGCUUACAAACUUCAGCUGUACUUGGACAAGAGACACACAGACCAGCUCAUUGUUGCGAUGAAGAUCUGGAAGAAAGAAUUCAAGGGCAGUGCCAGGCGUAAGAAACUACUGCAGCACCACCUGGAGGAGAGAAACCACAAACUUGUAAACAGGAUGUUUGUCAAGUGGCAUGACGAGACAUUAAGACAGAGAGCUGAGAAACGUUACGAAGGUUCCGUUUUGCUGAGGAUAGUAGUGUCGUGGCAUAAGUGGGCACAUGAUAAGAGAGCCAGAAUGGCCAGAUGUCAGGAGCUGCAGACAAGUUUUGCACGUAAUAACCUCAGGUCAGCAUUCCUUACUUGGCAUCAGAACACCAGGGUGCAGCACCGUGCCGCGGCACACUACCAGCAGACGCUCACAGUCAGAAUGUUUUUCUCCUGGCUUCACCAUGUUCGACAUCAAAAACAACUUAAACAACUCAGCGCACAGUUCCAGCAGCGCAAAACUGCCAUCAUUUCCCAGCAUGCAUUUCUCAAGUGGAAGCUACGCUAUCAAGUCAACAUGCAGCUGAAUGUUCUGGUGAAGCAGAAGCAAGCCAUGCAUGAAAGAAAGCUUCUCCAGGAUUGCUUUGCAUUGUGGAUUGAGAAAGUUUGCGAACGUCAGGCACACGAGCACUACGAGAGAGUGUUGAUGAGACGGGCAAUGGCGCAGUGGAAGAGGUUUGUCCAUAAGAAGAGGAUGGAGAAACAAAUGGAGGGAGACUUAAUGGACUUGGCACAGCAGCAUUAUGAGGCUAGUCUGAGGAAACUUGUUCUACAUGCAUGGUGCAGUGAGGUGCUGGUUGCUAGGCAACUAAAGAAGAGACAGCUCCAUCUGGUGGCAAGAUACGCUAAGAUCUGGAAGCAAAGGGUUGCCAUGGUGAAGGCUGCAAAGCAGAUGGCCCAUAAGCACAAAGUUGAUCAUUGCUGGCGGAAGUGGAGAAAAGCUCUGAUCCAGUCCCAGGUGUCUAAGAAUAUGCUGAUACAGGACAACAAACAGGUGCUCACACAGGUGUUUGUGACCUGGAGACAGAUGGCGCUGCUGCGGUCCCUGGCCAAGAAGUGCAGCCAGCAGCAGCAGAGCCACCAAUUGCAUCUCACCUUCCAGCAGUGGCGACAAAAGUACAACAGUAGCAGCUCAGGGGGAAGUUGUCGCAGCUCCAAUGCCAGUCUCUGUACCACAGAUCGUAGCUAUAUAUCAGGAAGGAGCUCCGUAGACACGCCUCUGCCGAUGGUGAUGCCUUUCAGUGAACAAUUCUGAUUUAGCAAAAAUAUCUACGUAUGCUAAGAUGAUACUGGAUUGAACUCUUUGAGAAGUUUGUGGGCCACAGACUGCAACAUAGGAUGAAGUCCCAAGAAACUGGGGGGGGGGGGAUACAAACUACUGUGUCUUUCACAAAUUAUUUUAAGGUGACAUAUAUCAUACUGUUACAUAAAUGUUGAUAUCUUCUCAAACUUGAAGGUCUUUCAGUUGGUGUCAGUUGACCAAGGCCCUGUUCCAAGUCUUUCUUGUUCAGUUGAUGUUACAAACAAAUACAAAACAAACAUUUGAUGAAUUCAAAGCACGACCUGGGAUAUAAGUAUUAUUCACUGGUGGUGAAGAUAAUAAAAAAAACUUGCAUUUUAAUAUUACCAAGAAAAGAAGGUAAAGUAAUUUAUGAGAAAGACCUUUUUAAGUAGUUUAUACACAUCCAAGAAGAAACUGAUUAUGGAUAUUUAUAUAAACAAAUGAUACUGUAUUAUAUUACAAGGGCAGCAAGCAGUAACUUAAUAUUUAUUGCCUUUUAUUCACAUUUCCAUCCACUGGUCUCAUUUUAAGUGACUUGUUCAAAUGUUAAUUUCCAAGUUUUUUGUAUAUUUUUUUCUUAUUUAAGAUAAACUGGCAUUGAAUUUAUGCAGUGCCUGCCGUCCAUUUUUGUUUUGAAUACAAUUUGUAUAUAAUGUUAGUUGUAAAAAGAAAUGUAUCAUAUUAUAAACCAUACCAUGUCAUAUUAUGUUGUACAUUACAUUUUGGUGCCAGCAAAUUAUCCUAGGGGAUUUUCCUUUUUAGUGCUAAAAUUAGCACAUUGCUCAGAAAAGCUUAUGAAUCUGAAUUAUGGCCAAAACAGGAAAUUUUUAAUGUAGAUGAU